AUGUCGGAUGCUGAGAAAGUGGUGCCCGAGGAACCCUUCAAUGAGAAGCCGUUCUCCGUGGAGCUUAGGGAAACCUAUUGGUACACCAUUAAAGAGCUUGCGGAGAUGUUGGAGUGUCCAGGCUGCGGAAUAUCCAUGGUAUCGUUCAAAAACCGCUUGCCCCACGUCAAGAAGUGCUUCAGCAUCAAGCGACGGGGUCCUUUGUACAGGAUACACGGGUAUGCCGAGUGCAAGUGUGGUUUACUCAUAGCAGACACGAUAAAAGCUCAAAAACUGCAUUGCUGUUUGGGUAAAAGUCGGCCAUGCAAGCCGUUCAAACCUGAGGAAAUUAUCAUACCGGAAAGUUCUUCGGCCGAUUCACCACAUCCUCAAGAAUUAACCAUAAAAAGCGAACCUCUUCAGCCCAAAAGAAAGACAUGGAUUCGCAACUUUAUGAGCCCCAUCAAGCAGAGGGAUGUCCCAUUCCUGGAUAUUUCCUACACGAAUAAAACCGAACCUCGUGUCCGGAACUUCGACAGACCAUCGCGAAAACAGGCCCCCAAAGAGGUCUCUGUGUACUCCAUAAUUCGAAGGAACGGUGUUAUUUCAGUGACGGGAAGAUCCAUCUUGAAACAGCGGAGCAACGAAAACCUUGUAAUAGUCAAAAAGCGAAGACUGCGACUGCCCGCAAUCAAUCGAAGCGGAAAGGCGUGACC
This is a messenger RNA of Drosophila takahashii, 695 nucleotides long. RefSeq lists its product as uncharacterized. The record is from RefSeq and is a predicted model, not a curated record. NCBI's taxonomy places the organism in Eukaryota, Metazoa, Arthropoda, Insecta, Diptera, Drosophilidae.